GGGGUUAAUCCUUACUGUACCUCUCCCGGUCAUCGGCAAGCUCCACCUACUUCCUGUACAUACUACUCUACUCUGUACAUACCUAAUAGCUAGGAAAGUAAAUAAUUUCUCUCCAAAAGUCCUCUAGACACGGGAUAGGUCUAGUGUCCCGAGUACAGCUUCAGCAUUCCUUCUCAAAUGAAAUAGCUCGCAGAGAACGAGUUUGGUUCGAGGUGAAUAUUUUUUCCCCUUUCACGCAUGGAAUCGUCGGUAUGCUGCGAUCAUAUUCGCACAAUGCUACCAAAGCUACAAAUUUGAUACAUGCAGGUGGGCUUUUGCAGCAAUGUUCGAAAAUACAUAUACCACCAUGGAGGCCUGCAUCACCAUUAGAUGAGUAUGAAUAUGAAGGUCCUGUCCGAACUCUCGUAUGUUCUUGCUAACCAUUUUAGAUGGGUUGCCAAAGAUGCCAGGCCUAUCAGUUUACGCCAACUUAUGGUAUUCGGGCGAUCGUUAACUGAAGCUCGACUUGUAAGCUCUGCAAAUUAUGUGCGAACAGAGCUCCCUACCAGGUGAAUAUGCUGUUUUUCUUACGCCUUCUAUUCCUGAAUUAACAAGAGUGACAGAUUGGCGCACCGCAUACGAGAUAUGCAAACGCUUCCGUAUGUCGUGGUCACCAAUCCGCAUAUGAGUCAAGUCUACGAGUUAUACUAUAAAGCAUUUGAAAGCUUCCGGCGGGUGCGCGAGAUCAAAACAUUAGACGAUAACGAAAGACUAUGCAAAGUCAUCAGCAGUACCCUACAAGAGCAUCUUACCGUGAUUCCAAAAUUAGCAAUGGGCGUAUUAGAAUGUCGAGAUCUAAUGAAUCCACUGGAUAUGGACAAAUUUAUGAAUACAAUUUUACGAUCGAGAAUAUCCCGACGGGUUAUUGCAGAGCAACACAUAGCAUUAACAGAGACCUUCCAUUCUCAUUGGCAUUUUCCUGAUGGGAAACCAGUAGAGGCGGAAUUCGUGGGUGAAGUCUUCUUGAGGUGCAAUGCGAAGGAGGUGGUCGAACGAGUGGGUAAGGAAGUUCAGGCCCUGAUGUCGGCAACCUAUGGAUCUACCGCGAUUAUGCCUGAGAUCCGGCUCGCGGGACAUCUCGAAGCUACAUUCCCAUACAUUCUCAGCCAUCUCGAAUACAUAAUCGGCGAGUUAUUACGGAACUCGAUUCAAGCCGUAGUCGAAAAGCAAAAAACCGGUCGUAACAUGAACAAACCACCACCACCCAUAGAUGUAACAGUCUGCGAAGCACCUCAACACGUAAUAAUUCGAGUGUCGGAUCAAGGAGGCGGUAUACCGCGAGAUAUCCUUCCGUACCUCUGGGCAUUCAGCAAAGGACCACGCAGCAAUCAACGCCUCGAAAACCUCAACCAAGUUCCAAAAAUGGCUGCAACCAUGCAAGAACUACGGGUGACGGAUGAGGCACUACCUGGACUUCAGAGAAGCGGAGAAACCAUCGGUAAUCAAGGUCCCAGCUCCACAUCCACACACGAAACAUCCCUCUCCUCGUUAACUAGCCGCCCUCCCAAUCUUCGACUGGGUAUGGGCCUACCUCUAAGCCGUGUAUAUGCCGAAUACUGGGCUGGGAGUUUGGAGCUGCACAGUCUAGAGGGAUACGGCUGCGAUGCAUUUCUACAAAUAUCGAAACUGGGGAAUAAGAAUGAGCAGUUGACCAUGAGAGCCAGUAUGGAUGCUAUAUAGCAGGAUAUGAUCUUUUGAAUAUACCCGGGAUAAUUUGAGUUACCUUCGAGCAUGGAUAUCAUUAUACCAGAUUUACAUACUUUUAUUAGAGAUUAGGCGUUGAAGUUGUAUGGGAUUUGCGGUGGGUCUAUAUAUAUAAGCGAUCAGACAGUUUAGGACAGAAAUCAACAGUACAGAUGCAGAGUAAUAAGAAGUAGAGUG
Sclerotinia trifoliorum is the source of this 1920-nucleotide messenger RNA. Lineage: Eukaryota; Fungi; Ascomycota; Leotiomycetes; Helotiales; Sclerotiniaceae. The record is from the annotation of a GenBank genome assembly.